CGCAUGUUUCACCGCGGAGGUAACACUCAGCGAGGCUAUUUCCUGCAUGGUAGCUGAAGACAGGGACAGUGCAUUUUAUUUGUGGGACUGAAAAUACAUCACAAAACAAUAGACUGGUCUAAGUUUAGACCACUUGAAACAGAUAGGAAUUUUCCCCCUUGUGAACUUAAAGAAUCUUGAGACAACUCGCGGAUUAGAGUUAGUAUAUCAUUAAAAGGGACGAUCCAAAAAUCGGAUUAGAUUGUUUUUCCGGCGAUUCUUUGAACAAUGCUAAAUUUCUUGUCUCUGUUUUGUGUCCAAAAACGAUUUUUGUCGAAGCUUGAUCCAAGAGGAUGGUUAUGAAAGGUUUUAAGAAUUAACCGUGUGGCAUCUAAAGGUUUAUAUUUGGGACAGUAACUCGGAUCAACAAAAAUGCAGCACGCAGGGCCCAGCUGACGAUCUGUCAACAACUGAACGACGUGAUUUAAUCAAAACAUUUUGCACUCUUAUCAGGACCAAACUUGGACAAACUCUUUGUAAUUUGGUUUCAAUAAGUGACCAUUUUCCAUGCCGAUGUCUGCUAUGACGUCAAACGGAAAGUCGAAGCCGACACCAGAAAUCAAACUCGCCGUCCUUGGACGAGCCGGUGUCGGCAAAUCGGCCUUGGUAGUAAGGUUUUUAACCCGGAGGUUCAUAUGGGAGUACGACCCCACGUUAGAAUGCACCUACAAGCAUGUCGCCACGGUAGACGACGAACUCGUUAAUAUGGAGAUUCUGGAUACAGCAGGACAGGUAGAAGCUUUACAGAGAGAGGGUCACAUUCGAUGGGCUGAUGGGUUUAUUCUUGUUUAUGCAAUAAAUGAUCGACAGAGUUUUGAAGAAGUGAUGAAAAUGAAGGACUUCUUAGACGAUAUAAAGAAAACAAAUGUUCAAUGUGUUUUAGUGGGAAAUAAAGUGGACUUAAUGCGUGAACGUGAUGUAAGCACAGCGGAAGGGAUGAAACUUGCAACAGAAAUGGCAUGCGCAUUCUUUGAGACUUCCGUUUGUGACGGAAAUGAAGAAAUAUAUGAACUAUUUUACGAAUUAGCACGUGAAGUGAAAAGACGAAAACUAAUAGAAAAUAAACCUCGACGACGAAGUUCAGCUCAACAAGUGAAGCAAGUCUUUACGAAAAUGUUUAAUACAAACAAGCAGACAAACAGACAGAGUUCUAUGUGAUAUUAUAAUAUUUAUUUCCAAUGUGAAUACCAUAUUCCAGUCAGACAAAAAAUCUCAAAAAACCACAAGGUGUGUUUGUUAUGAGUCACCCGGAUUAUUUAUGAAAAAACUGCAUGUAUACUUUAUAAUCAUCUAUCGCAAGAUUUCUUACAAUAAUAUCUGUUGCAAUUGCACUUUACAUCAUCUGGCAUUACCAGAUGUUACCCAGGUGUCACGUGAUGGUGUGUGACGGAGUGUAAUUGACGUUCGUCAACCAAUUUCACGCGUCACUUAUAUAUCCAUGACGGUUACGAACUUUACAUUGUAAAUGAAUCUGUUUGUGAUAACAAGAUAAAAGUACUUUUAUAUUAUGAAA
This is a messenger RNA of Saccostrea cuccullata (small rock oyster), 1552 nucleotides long. Its product is annotated as ras-related and estrogen-regulated growth inhibitor-like. The coding region runs from base 547 to 1197 and encodes 216 amino acids. Lineage: Eukaryota; Metazoa; Mollusca; Bivalvia; Ostreida; Ostreidae. The record is from RefSeq and is a predicted model, not a curated record. Gene Ontology annotation, molecular function: GTP binding; GTPase activity. The transcript has 4 exons.